CUGGCUCUAAGCUUCGCACCAUCUCUCAGGGAGGCCUACCUAUCGACUACAGCCGCUUUGACCAGCAGGAGAUAUCGACUCAUCUGACGAUGAAUGACCUUCGAAUGUCGGCUGAGUGCCGAGAGCCGCUAUGGGCUGCGAGUGGAGCAAGAGAGAACCUGAGGGGAGACAUCCGAAGAGCGAGGAGGACUGGGAUGCUUUGAAAAGGGUGGUGAAGGCCAUUGAUUCGAUUGACGAUGAGCUGCCGUGCAUCCUUGACACCGGAAGCCUCUGGAUGAAGCACAUACAUCUUCUCGACGCCGUACUCAACGAAGACGGGGUGGGUACACACACACACGCAUGAGCACAUGCGCCUACACAAAAACAACGCACGUGGUCCUGGGUCCGUGCGUCUGUGUGUGCAGACGAUCAAGGAUAGGUAUCGGAGGGCGUUCAUCGAGAGGUGUGGCAUGAUGUCCUUGCGGAGAGCGCGGAAAUUCAGAGAGAAGCUGCUGCGCGAGUGGGGCGGGGCGGCCCGCCUCAGGUGAGUGACGGACUGACACCCGCUGAAUGAACACCACUCGUGUGUGUGUGCGUGUGUGUGUGUGUGUGUCAGGAGGCUUGAAGCACUGGGGAGCCGCCUGCUGCCACCCGUUGAGCAAACAUCGCCAUCAGGCGGGCAGCAACUGACGGAUCCCCUGCUGCACAGGAAGUAGUGAUUGCAUCGGCAGGUUGGCAGACAGGAGGGAGAGAAGCAGGAAGCCACGACAGGAGGUGUGCGCUCGGGAUGCUUAUGUGUAUGCAGACGGCGCCAGCAGCCCCAUCGUCUGUCGUGUGAGGCUCAGGUCGCCCAACGUCCGCGGCAGCUACCGGCUGUUCCUGCUCACCGACAAGGCGACGUCCCCCUUCCUGGCGUAUUCCCACGUGCUGCGCGAGGAGGGGGCCGACAGCGUGUCGGUGUCGGUGGGCGCCUUCUGCGACGAGGGUGCCCCGUACGACGCCACGCGGGAGCUGUUUGUGCGGUGUGUGGGCGCCGAGAUGGGUAUGCGCCUGUGUGAGGAGAUCGACGGAUGAAGACGCUGCAGCAGUGCCGAGAGAUAGGCCGCAAGACGUUUAUCGUCAGGUGUGUAGAGUAGCCAGCCUCUGUAGCUCUGUAGGUGGUCUGUGUAGCAUGGGUCCUUUUCUGUUGGACGGACAGAUGCGAUGCUGUCGUGAUACAUUGCGAGUGGAUUCAUUUGCCAUCCAUCCAUUGUGCGUGAUCGAUUCAAUC
Vitrella brassicaformis is the source of this 1249-nucleotide messenger RNA. Lineage: Eukaryota; Vitrellaceae. The record is from the annotation of a GenBank genome assembly.